Letharia columbiana is the source of this 1392-nucleotide messenger RNA. RefSeq lists its product as uncharacterized. The record is from RefSeq and is a predicted model, not a curated record. Gene Ontology annotation, cellular component: cytoplasm; ubiquitin ligase complex. The transcript is spliced from 3 exons. Gene Ontology annotation, biological process: positive regulation of proteasomal ubiquitin-dependent protein catabolic process; ubiquitin-dependent protein catabolic process; protein polyubiquitination. The coding region runs from base 1 to 1392 and encodes 463 amino acids. Lineage: Eukaryota; Fungi; Ascomycota; Lecanoromycetes; Lecanorales; Parmeliaceae. Gene Ontology annotation, molecular function: ubiquitin protein ligase activity; zinc ion binding; ubiquitin conjugating enzyme binding.
AUGGCAAGUCAGACUCAGACAGGAACAGACCGCUCUGCCGCUGCAUCUGGCUUGGGCUACAAGCAGUGGACUCGCAAAGAUCUAGCCGUUAUUCUCAGCCACUACGGCGUGCGUUUCGGAGAAAGAGAUAGCAACAAUGUGUUGAUAGGCUUGUUGAAUGAGCUCGCUGCGCAGCGUGGAUUGACACGUGAAGAUCGCUUGACCAUCAUCAACGCUCAUAAAGCCGGUACACGCCUCCCCUCUCGUAAGCCUGUAAUUCGAGCUCCGACAGUUCGAUCCACUAUCACUCAGCCUGUUGUCGCUCAUCCUGUCAUCACUCAAACGGAGGAACACUCUUCAGGCACCAGUGAUGGUAGCGACGUCGGAAUGUCUAAGGACGAGCUUGCGGAAGAAUUGCGAUCCCUGUCUGAGGAAGAGCGGGAAUACACUGCUACAAUGAGUAUGCCAAACAGCACUGGACAACGUCGGACUCGUGGGCUACGUUUAACCGCAUCUGAGGUUGCCAACCGCCCACUGCUUGUGAGCCGCCCUGUGGUGGGAAACCGACCGGCCACUGUCAACAGCAGAGCUCCAAUUCGUCGCUCAAAUCCAGCAUCUGCCAAUCGCCAAAGAUCUACGAUUCAUUCGGGAUUGAACCAUCUUGCUCGUCCACGAGCUACCAGAGCAGCCACAACCAUUCCACCGAGAAGCGAGCCAGCAGCCCCACAAGCCAUCAAGGCUUUAAACCAUGAGUGUCUCAUAUGCUACGAUCCAUUCGACCCAGUCAAGACUCUUGUACGCCAGCCUACGUUAUCUUGUGUGCAUGAGGUGAACAUUUGCAGACCAUGCCUGGCUGCUUCGAUCUCUUCGCAACUGGAGACCAAAUUGUGGACCCACGUCGGCUGCCCCACCCCGGCUUGUGAAGAGCUUCUUGAAUAUGGUGAUGUCCAGAAGUUUGCAGAGCCUCACAUAUUUUCAAGAUACUUUGAGUUCACCUUCCAGGCAGCGCAAGUUGACAGCCACUUUCAGCGCUGCCGUACACCGGGAUGCAAGUCCGGCCAGCAAUGCUUCCCGGAGGACACCAUCAUGAAUUGUCAAGAAUGCCAUCGCAAAACCUGUAUUACUUGCGAUACCGAAAUGCAUCCCGGUAUCUCAUGCGGCAACAAAGAAAAGGAGCGCCAAGCUGCCCAGCAAACCCACGAAGAAGCUACCACAGGAUACCUAAAGACGCAAGCUAAGAUGUGCCCGGGGUGUCAGGCUCCUUCUCAAAAAACAGGAGGAUGUGAUCAUAUGACCUGUAAGAUCUGUGGUUAUGAGUACUGUUGGCGCUGCCUUGCGGAUCACGGACCGAUCAACGAAGAAGGGAACCACCAUCAUGCCCCAUAUUGUAGACACCACUCCAACAAUCCAUGA